UCCUUAUUCCUUGUUAUAUUUAUGUCGAACGGUGAUUUCGGUAACCUCUUGACAAGCCGCUGUAAAUCUUGUUUUUUUGAAUUACACAAGGAUUAUUUAACUACACAAUAAAUAUGUCGACGAUAUCAGCGACUGAGGCCCCGCACCUUCAACAAAUUGACUUGAAAACAUUCAACCUCCAACAGCUCGGACAACUUAAGCAACAAAUUGAUCAAGAACUCACGGUUUUCCAAGAUUCUCUUCAAACCCUUAAAGUAGCUCAAAAUAAAUACCAAGAGUCUAGUGUGUGUCUCGAAAAAGUAACACCGACGUCCAAGGGAAGAGAAAUUCUAGUGCCGUUGACGGAUUCAAUGUACGUACCAGGAAAGUUGGCAGGCACAGGGACUGUUCUCGUUGAUAUCGGUACUGGAUACUAUGUUGAGAAAGAUAUUGAAGACGCCAAGGAUUAUUUCAAAAGAAGAGUCAUUUAUGUGACAGAGCAAAUGGAAAAAAUUCAAAUGGUCUGCAUGGAGAAGAACAAAAUAAAAGACACAACUAUGCGCAUUAUAAAAAUGAAGCUCAGUGCUUUACCUCAAGCAGAAGGUGUUGAAAAAGCAUAAAGCCUAAUCGUUGGCCAUAAAUCUGUCAAGCACUGACAAAUUUCAGAAUCCCUGAAUUAAAGAGAUAAAAUAAUAUCAAAACUUACACUAUUGAAACGCAUCACAUUUUAUUUCUCACAAUCUAAUAGAAAGCCCAAGAAACAAUUUGAAUUUUAAUGAACGAAUAAUCUUGAACAUCGUUUGUACAUUAUCAAUUCUUUCUAAUUUGAAUUCAAUUCGGUACAGAGUUUCUUGAACGAUAUUGGAAACAUCACUCAUUUUUCAAUUGAACCCUCCAUUGAAAAUGGACCCUGAGAAUUCACAUUUUCAUACAAAUAAUCGCUGACCAACGUUUACGUGCUUAUAAGACUCAGAAUUGUUGGGCAACGGAUCACAUGAAAAAUUGAGUCAUAUGUAAACGAUGAAAAAUUCAAACUCAUUGUCCAUACGUUCGACUAAAGUGAGCCUUCGAAUCUUUCAAUUCUUUUUGUUCAUCGCCCUCUGUUAGUAAAUCUUUGCGGACUCCUCAUCUAUUUCGUUCUUUUUUACACUUAAAGACCUAUAGAUUUUGUAAUAGUUUGUUAUUAUUAUUAAAAAUGCCUCACAUUAAAGUAAUAUUAUUAUAAAAUAA
Molecule: messenger RNA, 1209 nt
Organism: Venturia canescens
Lineage: Eukaryota; Metazoa; Arthropoda; Insecta; Hymenoptera; Ichneumonidae
Gene: Pfdn5
Product: prefoldin 5
Exons: 2
Coding region: 114-599 (161 amino acids)
Biological process (GO): RNA polymerase III assembly; RNA polymerase I assembly; RNA polymerase II core complex assembly
Cellular component (GO): cytoplasm; prefoldin complex
Source: RefSeq, a predicted model, not a curated record